Messenger RNA from Pristis pectinata (smalltooth sawfish), 5981 nucleotides. Its product is annotated as copper-transporting ATPase 1-like. Gene Ontology annotation, molecular function: ATP binding; copper ion binding; ATPase-coupled monoatomic cation transmembrane transporter activity. Gene Ontology annotation, cellular component: membrane. NCBI's taxonomy places the organism in Eukaryota, Metazoa, Chordata, Chondrichthyes, Rhinopristiformes, Pristidae. Gene Ontology annotation, biological process: monoatomic cation transport. The record is from RefSeq and is a predicted model, not a curated record.
GCCAAGUCGAUCGGUUCCGGGUGUAAACAGCAUUAGAGCCGUGGCGCCGCUAGCACGUAGGAUGUGAGCUGCUACCUCUCGAUCGAGGCCUAAGUGAUGUGAAGACCAAAGAAGAGAGGGUGGAAAAGGCAAGAUGCAUUGCAUCACGAUAUCUGUGGAAGGAAUGACUUGCAACUCGUGUGUACAGACCAUUGAGCAACAGAUUGGAAAAUUACAAGGAGUCAGCAAAAUAAAGGUGUCACUCGAAAACCAUAAUGCUGCUAUUGUGUACAAUCCAGAGUUCCAAACCCCUGAGUCGCUGCAGGAAGCAAUUGAUGAUAUGGGAUUUGAAGCUGCUCUGACUAACACAAGUCCAGUGCCUGUUACACCAGAAUCAGGCCUUCACAAUGAUCCCAGCCCAGCUCCCCAGCAGAUUGGAAGCCAACCACCCACUAUAAAAGAUGUGGAGAGGAAAAAGCCACUUGAUCAAAAUGAUGGAGCCUUGGCUUCUAUCUCUACCACACCAAGUUUCAAUGAGGAUAUUGUUGAUGUGGCUGGGGACAGUUUUCCGGUUGAUAAGAAGCUGUCAAUGCCUGAGGAAAUUCGAUUGCAUCAAGGCAGUGAAAUGGUGGUAAAGAUUAGGAUUGAAGGAAUGACUUGUCACUCCUGCUGCAGCACAAUUGAAGGCAAGGUUGGCAAGCUGCAGGGUGUUCAGCGUAUUAAAGUUUCCUUGAAUAACCAGGAAGCUACAAUUGUGUACCAAGCCCACCUCAUUACACCAGAGGACCUCAAGAGUCAAAUUGAAAGUGCCGGCUUCUUUGCCACAAUCAAGACCAAGGCCAAACCUCUGAAGCUGGAUGUUGACAUUGAGCGUCUAAUAAAUGCAACUCAGGCAACAAAAAGUGCUGUACAGGAAGUGACUAACAAUCUAACAAAUUUGAUCCUUAGAAUCGAUGGCAUGCACUGCAGUUCCUGUGUAACAAACAUUGAAAGUAACUUAUCAGAACUGCCUGCUGUGCACAAAAUCAAAGUUUCUUUAGAAAAUAAGAGUGCUGAUAUACAAUACAACCCAACCAUGAUAACUUCAAAUGCCUUAAGACAAGCUGUUGAGGCCUUACCACCUGGAAAUUUUAAAGUUUUGUUCCCUGAUGAAGGUCAGUCUGCAAAAUCUGCACCUAUUGUUGCACAGCAUCCUUUGGUUUCUUCAAUUCAACCACCUUUUGAAUCAAGAAAGCAUCAGUUGAGCAGUGUGGCGGUGAUUAAUAUCAAGGGAAUGACUUGUAAUUCCUGUGUGAAGACCAUAGAAGAAAACCUUUCAAAUAAAAGUGGAGUGAUAUCAGUUCAUGUUUCUCUGGCACAGCAGAAUGGAACUGUGGAAUAUGAUCCUCUGUUUACCAACCCCGAGGAGCUGAGGGACAUAAUAGAUGAUAUGGGAUUUGAUGCCAUUCUUUCAGGAAACACAGAACCUGCAGUGACAACAACAGAAGUUUUGCCCAAAGUGUCCAUCAAAGACAAAAAAAUAAGAAAUGGGAUAUGUGAAACCAAAGUUAAAGGAGAAAUGCCAUCACAGGAGUUGGGCAUCACCUCGCAGAACACAGAGGCUCCGGCUCCAGAAAAAUGUUUUAUUCAGGUUACUGGCAUGACCUGUGCAUCCUGUGUAGCUAAUAUUGAGAGGAACUUGAAACAGGAAGAUGGUAUAUAUUCUGUGCUGGUCGCUUUAAUGGCUGGGAAAGCAGAAGUGAGGUAUAACCCAGCUAUCAUAAACCCCCCAGGCAUCGCUGAGUUAAUAAAGGAGUUGGGGUUUGGUGCUUCUGUGCUGGAGGACCGUGAUGGAUCAAGUGGUAAUUUGGAACUAGUUGUGCGAGGAAUGACUUGUGCCUCAUGUGUUCAUAACAUUGAAUCAACGCUCAUGAAAACCAAAGGUAUAUUGUAUACAUCAGUAGCCCUGGCGACAAAUAAAGCACAUGUUAAGUUUGAUCCUGAGUGCAUUGGACCUCGUGACAUCAUUAAAUGCAUAGAGGAUCUAGGCUUUGAGGCUUCCUUAGUGAAAAAGGAUCGCACUGCAAGUCAUUUGGAUCAUCAAGAAGAAAUCAGACGAUGGAAGAGAUCCUUCCUGAUCAGUUUAUUUUUUUGCAUUCCUGUGAUGAUCAUGAUGAUUUACAUGAUAAUUGCAGAUCAUGCUUUCUACAAGAGCCAUCAGAAUGGCUCAACUACUGAUGAGCUUGAAAAACACCACGCCUCAAUGUUUUUGGAGCGGCAGCUCCUUCCAGGGCUCUCCAUUAUGAAUUUGCUAUCCUUCAUCCUCUGUGUUCCAGUUCAGUUUAUAGGUGGAUGGUACUUCUAUAUCCAAGCAUACAAGGCACUGAAACACAAAACUGCCAACAUGGACGUACUGAUAGUUCUAGCUACGACAAUUGCUUUCUUGUACUCGUGUGUUGUACUGGCCAUUGCCAUGAUGGAGGAAGCUAAAGUAAAUCCAGUAACCUUCUUUGAUACACCACCAAUGCUGUUUGUCUUCAUUGGUUUGGGGCGAUGGCUUGAGCACAUAGCUAAGAGCAAGACAUCAGAAGCACUUGCAAAGCUCUUGUCAUUACAGGCAACUGAGGCAACUAUAGUGAAGAUAAAUGAUGACCAUUCCAUUCUAAGUGAAGAGCAUAUUGAUGUGGAGUUGGUACAGCGAGGGGACAUUGUAAAGGUGGUCCCAGGAGGUAAAUUCCCUGUAGAUGGCAAAGUGAUUCAGGGGCAUUCGAUGGCUGAUGAAUCUCUGAUCACUGGUGAAGCAAUGCCAGUCACUAAAAAGUUGGGAAGCAGUGUCAUUGCAGGCUCUAUAAAUCAGCAUGGGUCUUUACUGAUUGAAGCUACUCAUGUCGGAUCAGAAACUACCCUCUCCCAAAUUGUGAAGCUGGUUGAAGAAGCACAAACUUCCAAGGCCCCCAUUCAACAGCUUGCAGAUAAGUUGAGUGGAUACUUUGUCCCAUUCAUCGUUGGGGUUUCUGUUAUUGCUUUGAUUGCCUGGAUUAUCAUUGGAUUUCUCAAUUUUGAGCUUGUGGAAAAAUACUUUCCUGGUUACAACAAAAGCUUGUCUCAAACUGAAGUGAUAGUACGCUUUGCAUUCCAAGCAUCCAUCACUGUCCUUUGCAUCGCAUGCCCCUGUGCAUUGGGAUUGGCAACCCCCACUGCAGUAAUGGUGGGAACCGGAGUAGGUGCACAAAAUGGGAUCCUAAUUAAAGGAGGGGAGCCAUUGGAGAUGGCACACAAGAUAAACACAGUAGUUUUUGAUAAAACUGGAACAAUCACUCAUGGAACUCCCAGAGUAAUGAACUUGAAGAUGCUCACAGAAAGUAGCUACAUAUCUGAAAUGAAGCUGUUGGCCAUCAUUGGCACAGCAGAAACGAACAGUGAGCAUCCUUUGGGUGUAGCAGUAACCAAGUAUUGUAAACAGGAACUAGGUUCACAAGUGCUUGGCUCAUGUUCAGAUUUUCAAGCAGUUCCUGGCUGCGGUAUCACAUGCAAAGUCUCAAACGUUGAAUCACUGUUAAAGAGCAAGACUAUUGAAGUGAAGCAGAACAAUGAACGGAACAUGGUGCUAAUACAAAUCGAUGAGAAAAGCUGUGGUGAUGCUUCAACACACCCUCUCAUCCAAGAGCCCCAAUCUGAAAGCCCGGAGAAAUCGCAGAUCUUUUCAGUACUUAUUGGAAAUCGUGAGUGGAUGAAAAGGAAUGGGCUACUUAUCAGUGAGGAUGUGGACAGUUGCAUGACAGAGCAUGAAAGCCAGGGUCAUACAGCGAUACUGGUCUCUGUGGACGGUGUACUGUGUGGAAUGAUAGCGAUUGCAGAUAUUGUGAAGCCAGAAGCAGACUUGGCUGUCCACACUCUGAGAAGCAUGGGGCUGGAAGUGUUUCUUAUGACUGGAGACAACAGUAAAACAGCCAGGGCCAUUGCUGCUCAGGUUGGCAUCACCAAGGUAUUUGCUGAAGUCCUUCCCUCACACAAAGUAGCAAAAGUGGCACAGCUGCAGAAGGAAGGGAAUAUUGUGGCAAUGGUGGGUGAUGGUGUGAAUGACUCUCCAGCACUGGCGAUGGCUGACGUUGGAAUUGCCAUUGGUACAGGCACAGAUGUAGCUAUUGAAGCAGCAGAUGUUGUUUUGAUUCGGAAUGAUCUUCUUGAUGUAGUGGCAAGUAUUCAUUUGUCCAAAAAGACAGUGCGGCGAAUUCGGAUAAACUUUGUGUUUGCUUUAAUUUAUAAUAUUGUUGGUAUUCCCAUAGCUGCUGGGGUCUUCCUACCAGUGGGACUGAUAUUACAACCUUGGAUGGGAUCUGCCGCAAUGGCAGCAUCAUCUGUUUCAGUGGUCCUUUCUUCUCUUCUUUUAAAGCUUUACAAGAAACCUGAUCCUGUCAAAUUAGGAGCCAAAGUUCAGAAUCACAUGAAGCAGAGGUCUCCAUCAGAAAUCAGCGUGCACAUUGGUAUGGGUGAGGUUAGGCAGGACUCGCCGAAGUUAAGCCUACUUGACCGAAUAGUACACUACAGCCGAGCCUCCAUUAACUCUCUCAGGUCAGAAAGGCGAUCGAUCACUAACAUCCCCCUGCACGAUCCAGACAAACACUCUCUCCUUUUGGGAAGAGACGAAGAUGAUGCCGUUUGAGCAGAUCCCGGGAUGAACACAGGACAUUUGUAAGAUCUGCCCUUUUGACAAUAAUGUCUUCUUAGCCUCUGCUCUAGAAUGUCAUGUAUAGGACUCUCGUGGAUGAGUGGAGUAUAGGGCAGAUUAAUACUUUACUCUGAGCUGAUACACAAAUUUUGAUGGUGUUUUUUUUUUGGAGGCUUUUUUUUAAAUAUUUUUGUGCUUUCCAGGCUCUUGGCUGUCUCCCCUCUGUACACAGGGGGCAAAGGUGUGGUGAAUCAUGAGCCCCUACCCCUUGUGAUCUGCCAGCAAAAGUUAUGAUGGGCUUAUUGAAUGUUACUUUUCCAACCUUUUUUCACAACUUGAUUUAGAAGUCCAACUGGAAAAUCUUUAACUUACCCCAUCGAAGGCAAGAUGUUUUGCAUGCCGGAACUGGAAUUCUGAGCUGCCUCAGUUGUGUGUGGCAUAUUUAGCCUCUCCAGAGAUUUGAAAUGGUGCCUAUGGUACCCUUUGCUAUCCAGGAAGGACCAAAUCCAUCAUUUGAGCCAGUUACUGACUUUCACACACCCAUGCCCUUGUAUUUUUCUUCUAAUUAAAAGCUCAUGCAAUGUGUAGGACAAACCAAAGUGACCUCAGAAAUCCAAGAUUCUGUACUAAUACCUAAAUUUGAUAAACGGGUGUGUAGUGUAGUUAACUCAGCUUAACAGGCACAUUACACUACACUAGUGAUGCUAUUCAAUGAUGAUUUCAUUUUAUUCAGGCAGGUUUGUAUUCUUGCUGUAAUCAUAAAAGGAACCUUAAUUUUGAGGUACCAGAUUGGAGCAGAUUAAAAAUGCUGGACCCAUUUUCCAAAUUGUUAUUUAAAAGAAACUUAGCAAUUUUAAUAAUGUCAGGUUGCAAUUUUUUUGAUUAUAUAUAUUACUUGAUGCUGUGCUACAUGCCAAUUAGUUGUGUUUAAAUGAACAUUUAUACAAUCAGCACCGAAUAUAGCAUCCAAUCUGUUGGAAUAGUCUCCCUUUCCCCUUUCCUUUUGUUAAAAGAUCUUUCUCAGUGAUGUCUGGAAUUAUCUUUUGUUCUUACAAGAUAAACCAGCCUUGCUAGUGUUAGCUUGAUUCUUAAAUCUGCAAUGCUUUCUACUACUUCUAUGAAUAGGUUAUAAAGCUGCUCCAGUUGCUUGCUGAUUUACUUCAUCAAUGAAAUAGAAAUGACAAAUUACAUUCUAGAAAAAAAAUAUCAAAUUUGGAAGGUGUAAUUGUUUCUCAAGAGGUGGCUUCUUAUUUUUCACUUCCAUUAAGUUUUGUAUACACACACUGUGUGUGUGUGUAUGUGUGUGUGUGUAUAUAUAUAUAUAUAUAUAUAUAUAUAUAUAUAUAUAGAGAGA